Suillus subalutaceus is the source of this 1266-nucleotide messenger RNA. RefSeq lists its product as uncharacterized. The transcript has 7 exons. Bases 1 to 867 code for a protein of 288 amino acids. NCBI's taxonomy places the organism in Eukaryota, Fungi, Basidiomycota, Agaricomycetes, Boletales, Suillaceae. The record is from RefSeq and is a predicted model, not a curated record.
AUGCCUGAUUAUCCCGGUCUUAGGCAUUUCAAGAAGGGAAUAUCUAUGGUAAAGCAGUGGACGGGGACAGAACACAAAGAGAUGCAGCGUGUGUUUGUUGGGCUACUUGCUGGCGCUGUGCCUAGUUGCGCAGCACUUCUAGAUUUUUCGUACUAUGCUCAGGCUUCAACGACCAUUUUAAUAUUCCCAAAUUACAUCAGCUCUCUCACUACUGUUCAGUCUAUCCUAUUGUUUGGUGCUACAGACGCUUUAACAGCGAACUUCCAGAACGUUUGCACAUCGACUUUCGCCAAAGAAGUGUAUCGCGCCAGUAACAAGCGGGACUAUGAAGAACAGAUGGCCUUAUGGCUCCAGCGCCAGGAGGCAGUCUUCCUGCAUGAGAUGGAAGGGCCCGACACUGUCCCUGUCAAUACACUUCCCAUCCUCCCUGAGCAACGAACGGUCCACUCUCUCGCUAAGACGCCUGCAUACCCUCAGCGUUCAGUUCAGCACCUCCCCUUAAGUUGUUUUCUGCGCAACCACAUGCCGCACGCUAUCAUUACCCCUGGUCUGCAAGACCGUUUCGACGUAUUUCGACAGGUAGUAAUCACUGCUCCACCUAAUCCACUCAUCAGUGAAUCACCGAGGCAGUGGCGUGUUAGAGCCACGCCUGAAGUGCUUCCUGGACGUGGACGCAAGCCUGGAUCUCCCGCUAACAAUGGCAUUCAGCCGCGCACUUUAGAAGGUAUGCGAGUGGGACAGGUUCGCGUUAUUUUCACUCUGCCGCGUCAAUUUGGGACCUACUCGCGAGCCUUAGCUUACAUUGAGUGGUUCACACCACUCAGGGAGCCGGACCGCUCAUCUGGCCUGCACCAAUGUCGUGUUUGACUCGUCGGCUGCACCGGAAUGCAGCGGUGAUACACGUUGAUGAAAUCGCUCGUCCUUGCCAUCUUAUUCCGAGGAUGGGACAAGCUGUUGACCGUGGAUGGACUAGCGCAAAUGUCUAUGAGUCCGCAAGUGAUUUUUACUUAACUAGCUUUAUUGACCUUGAUACAUUCUGCAUGUCCGCUAUUGAUUAAUUUUGUUGCUACUCAGCUACUAUUGACUACAGACUUCAAUUUGACUAUUGUGCCUCCAAGUGUCCGCUGUAGUCUGCUGUACUCUGCUGUAGCCCGCUGUAGAUCUAUAUAGUCUGAGUCACGGCUACAUUAGGUACAUAGAACUAUGGUAGCUAUGUAGUGCUACAUAGCUCUCACCAGGGCUCCCACAAAAUUUGUUUUUUCCUGA